Guillardia theta CCMP2712 is the source of this 492-nucleotide messenger RNA. RefSeq lists its product as hypothetical. NCBI's taxonomy places the organism in Eukaryota, Cryptophyceae, Pyrenomonadales, Geminigeraceae. The record is from RefSeq and is a predicted model, not a curated record. The transcript has a single exon. The annotation marks the transcript as partial.
AGAUUGUUCGUCCUGAAGGUGCGUUAUGGCGUGAAUUUCGUUCCAGCUGCAAGGGUAAAGGUGGGCUUAUUCCGAUCCAGCCACAUUGCACCACAAUGCGGUCGUUGCUCAUCGUUACCCUGUGGUUUGGUUUCCUCGGUGCAGCUCGAAGUCAGAGUUUGCUUGUGGAGGCAGGCAAAGAGACGGACGUUCGAAUCAUCAAGCCUUCGGCUAAGCUCAAGAGCUGGUUCUCGGAGGACACCCAAUGUACUAGCAAUCAAGCCUGCCCAUCGGGAGCUUACUGCAAUGCUCAGUACAGGAAAUGUAUGCCUUGCUCAACCUGCCAACAGAACUCAGAUUCUAUUGAUGGAAGAUGCCCUCAAGACAAGUGCUCUGCAGUCAGCACGAGUCAGAACGACAACCUGCCUCCAGAGCUCGUAUGGCUCUUCAUCUAUCCCAACAGCAUCACCAUUACCUCGGGGAAAGUAUUCGUAAGUGCUUAUAUGUACACCC